AUGUCGGCGGCGCCGGCUGCUAGCCCAUGGUUAUGGCCGUCUCCAACUGUGCGGCUCCGCGAAACGGCCUUCUUGGCCUGUUCCAACUUGAGAAGAUGUAUGAUUGCCCAUGUUAAAAGUGGGGAGGCUGAUGGAUAUCCGAAAACUGAGGAUUUGGUGGACGAAGAAACUCUGCUGUCAAAUUUAGACAGAGCCAUCAAGGAAGAAGAUUAUGCCCGUGCAGCAAAGAUCCGGGAUGAUCUGCGUAUCCUCCACGAGGAUGCUAAAGCUUCGCUCCUUGCAGCAAAUGCACGGUUCUACAAUGCCUUCAAGAAUGGAGAUAUCGCUGCAAUGUAUUCUAUCUGGGCUAAGGGUGACCAUGUAUAUGUUAUACAUCCUGCUGCAGGUCGGAUAUCCAGUUAUGAUGUGGUCAUGCAAAGCUGGGAGAUGGUUUGCAAUGCCGAUUAUGAGUUUCCACUGAAUAUUGAUCUCAAGAAUAUAGAGGUUCACAUCCGUGGUAGCCUUGGUUAUGUCACGUGCUUGGAAGUGGUGAAGACCAAAGGAAGAACUUGGGGAAAGCAAAUCGCCACCAACAUUUUUGAGAAGGUUGAUGGCACAUGGCUGAUGUGUGUGCACCAUGCUUCACACAUUGAAGAAUGA
Molecule: messenger RNA, 639 nt
Organism: Miscanthus lutarioriparius
Lineage: Eukaryota; Viridiplantae; Streptophyta; Magnoliopsida; Poales; Poaceae
Source: the annotation of a GenBank genome assembly